Aspergillus steynii IBT 23096 is the source of this 1230-nucleotide messenger RNA. RefSeq names its product S-adenosyl-L-methionine-dependent methyltransferase. The record is from RefSeq and is a predicted model, not a curated record. The coding region runs from base 1 to 1230 and encodes 409 amino acids. The transcript has 5 exons. NCBI's taxonomy places the organism in Eukaryota, Fungi, Ascomycota, Eurotiomycetes, Eurotiales, Aspergillaceae. Gene Ontology annotation, molecular function: protein dimerization activity; O-methyltransferase activity.
AUGAGCACCGAGGAAUUCACAGCCAUCUCUGCUCUCUGCCCAAAAGUCAUGCGCAGUAUCGACGAGUACCAGAAUACUGCCAAAGAAAGCGAUCGACUCAGCGCGCUGGAACAGGUUAACAAGCUGGCCAGGGCUUUGGAAAAGCCUGGAUUCGCAGUAUAUAAAAUUUUCUUCUCGGUACGUCUCUUUCAAUGCCCCGCUAUUCCCAUGGCCGUCAAAACAGCCGCGGACCUAGGAAUCUUUACAGCCCUCUCGGCUACAACUUCGUUUGUCACCUGUGAUCAGUUAGCAGCUUCGCAGAACGCCGACGAGGCGCUUGUUGAUCGGAUCAUGCGUGUCCUCGUUUGCAACGGGUUCGCCAGCGAGCGAGGACCACGGGAAUACACACCGACCAAGCUUUCCAAGCAGAUGACGGACAAAAUGAGUCUGAGCAUUAUGGAUGCCAUGUUCGUAGAUUUUUUCCCAAUCAUCCAGAAAACACCGGACUUCUUCAAGCAAACUGGAUACAAAAACCCAGAAGAUCCGAAACGAGGACCCCUUCAAUAUGCCUACAACACACCCCUCUCCUGCUGGGACUGGCUAGCGCAGAACCCGGAAGCCAUGGACCGCUUCAACACGUUCAUGGAAGGUCAUCGCGCGGAUGCACCGCACUGGGCGGACUGGUUUCCCGUCAAGGAGCGGUUGAUCGAUGGUGCGGUGUCGGAUCGGCCUCUGGUCGUGGACGUUGCGGGAGGCCGAGGACAUGAUUUAGCUGGCCUGAAGGAGCGGAUUCCUGUUCUUCCAGGAGACCUUGUUCUCGAAGAACUACCAGCUGUGAUUGACGACAUUCACACACUAGACGAAAGCAUUCGACGAGUGAAGUAUGAUUUCUUCAAACCUCAGCCUAUCAAAGGCGCUCGCGCAUACUACUUCAAACACAUCAUGCACGACUGGUCUGACGAAAACUGCCGAAGGAUCUUGAAGCACACCAUCAAUGCUAUGGAGCGAGGAUACUCGAAGGUAUUGAUUGAAGACCAUGUUGUUCCUGACCAGAACGCCGGUCCUAUGGAGACUUUGCUCGAUAUGAUUGUCAUGACCUGGUGUCCGGGGAACGAGCGAACGCGGACACAGUGGACGGAACUGCUUGGGUCUGUGGGGCUGUCAAUUACGAAAAUCUGGCUUCCAGAUGGGCUCACAAGCGGGAUCAUCGAGGCAGAAUUGAGAGAUCUUACGGGGCAUGGCACCAGAUAG